This is a messenger RNA of Cyphellophora europaea CBS 101466, 321 nucleotides long. RefSeq lists its product as uncharacterized. The transcript has a single exon. The record is from RefSeq and is a predicted model, not a curated record. Bases 1 to 321 code for a protein of 106 amino acids. NCBI's taxonomy places the organism in Eukaryota, Fungi, Ascomycota, Eurotiomycetes, Chaetothyriales, Cyphellophoraceae.
AUGCGGCGGUACGCUGAGUGGUUGUGGGAGCGAUUCCACCGACUGUCCGAACGAUGGAGGUGGUUGUUGCCUACCAGGUUAUGCUUGCUAUCAAGAGGGAUGUGUACAGACUGCCACCACUACCCUCCUCGUUGCACCCUCGACCUCCCAAGCUCCAGAAACCGUCACAGUGACUGCAGUCACCACCAUCUCACAAUCGAAUGGCGAACCGUCUACUGUGACUACUACUGUGAUCAUUGGAGGCUCGCCAACGGGAGCGACAACGGAGCAGACGAGUGCGCCCACCACCAGCGGAACCUCGGAAAGCCCGUCCUCGACUGA